GGAAGUCCCACCUGGCCAUUGUGCAGAGGGUGAACAAUGAAGGUGAGGGUGACCCCUUCUACGAGGUGCUGGGCCUGGUCACCCUGGAGGACGUCAUUGAGGAGAUCAUCAGGUCGGAGAUCCUGGAUGAAUCUGAAGACUACCCAGACACCAAGGUGAGAAAGAAGACUGUUGCCCUGAGCACCCCUCUCAAGCGGAAGGAGGAAUUCUCCUUAUUCAAGGUGUCUGAUGAUGAAUAUAAAGUAAAAAUCUCGCCUCAGCUGCUCCUGGCCACCCAGCGCUUCCUUUCCCGAGAGGUGGAUGUGUUCAGCCCGUUGCGAAUCUCCGAGAAAGUCUUGCUGCACCUGCUGAAACAUCCCAGUGUCAACCAGGAGGUGAAGUUUGAUGAGAACAACCGCCUGGCCGCACACCAUUACUUGUACCAGCGCAGCCAGCCAGUAGACUACUUCAUUCUCAUCCUGCAGGGCAGGGUCGAGGUGGAAAUUGGGAAGGAGGGCCUGAAGUUUGAGAACGGGGCCUUCACAUACUACGGAGUGUCUGCCCUGACAGCUCCAUCUUCAGCUCACCAGUCCCCAGUGUCUUCACGCCAGCUCAUCCGCCAUGACCUGCAUCCUGAACCAGCUGAUAGUACCCGCUCCUCCACGUACUGUCCUGACUACACCGUGCGGGCCCUUUCUGACCUGCAGCUCAUUAAGGUCACACGGCUGCAGUACCUUAACGCACUCCUGGCUACCCGAGCCCAAAGCUUGCCUCCAUCCCCAGAGAAUGCUGGGCUCCAGGCCAUACCAGGCAGCCAAACCAGGCUGCUUGGUGACAAGUCCGCCGAGACAGCAGGGUCCAGCAGCAACAGACCUGGCAUCCCAGUGGAGGAGAGCCCUGGGCGGAACCCAGGAGUGUAACUGCUUGCCACGCAGCCCCAAGCUGAAAAUGGACAAGCGUGUGGGGAUCUGGGGAGAGCCAAACAGGAACUUUAUGCCAGUCUGUCCCCACCUAUCCUGGCCACGUUUUAGAUGGCCCUUAUACGCAGUAGGUCCCGGUCCUCCUCAGUGCCAGAGCCUCCGGCCGGCUCUGCCUUCCCUUAGGAGAUGGGGUUGGCAGGGCAACCCUCCAGAAGCCUGUUUCUGGGGGAACGAAAGAAACAGCAUCAUCUCUAGCCCGAAGGGCCCAGCUCCUCCCUGGAGGCUAUAACAGCACAGUGUUCAUACCUCCCUGAGCCAGGUGCCAUGUGGGGGCACAAUCACGACCUUUACAUGGCCUUGGCCUGUGCUCACUCUGCUUUUGAUUGGCCAACCCUCUGUUGCUGGCAUCACUUCCUAAGCAAACCAAGAGAGCUGAUUUUUGAUGGAGAUGUUCAAAUCUAUGGCGCCCUGUCAUGUACUUUCUGGCUUCCCUUACAGUUUUGAUUCAUGUACCCUGUUUUUUCCUUGUGCCAAUAGAUCUGUGUUCUGGUUCUGCUCCCUCCUGUGGAGGAAGCUCUUCUGACUCCUGAGGUCAAGGGCAGGCUGGCCUGGUGACACAGGAAGCCUGUUAAGCAUGGCCCAGGGGUCAGCUUCCAUUUCCCGUGAGUACAGUGCCACCAAUGGCAGUGUCAAUUUCUGUUUGAGGUCAGGUGUGGAAGGCUUAAAGGUCAAUGUUGACUGACCCAGGUGAGGAUGACGCCUGUUGUACCUGCCUUGUACUUUUGUCGUAAGCCUGAAGGGCAUGUGCAGCUGUGAGAGCAGCAGUCAGUGAGCAUUGGUUAUGAGCCUGGAACCUCCUUGUCACCUGAGAAGUGAAGGUUUUCUUGCAUCUCUGAAAUAUUUCAGAGUCCAUGUGCUUUUCUGUUCUAGUGAUACAGGGAUGGGAAGGCAUUGCCUUUUUCUUCCAGUUUACCUACAUUUUCCUUCCCCAAUUUCAGCUCUGGGACCAUACAUUGUGGUGGGGAGGGUUGCUGAAAUUUCCCUCAAAAGAAUGUGGGUCCUGGUGAGUCCUGCAGGCCAAGAGAACAGUGGUAUGCUUGCCGAGAAAAUUCUAAAGGAAUAUGCUCUAAGAACAAACCAAGUUUGGAAGCAAAUACUUCAAAAAUCAUCGGUCUCCAGAACAAGAUUCCGAAUUUUGGCUGCACCUCAGAAUCACCUGGCAAAUUAGAACAUUGGAUACCUGGCCUCACCUUGAACAUCAGGGUUUUGUGGUCUUGAAAUAGUUUCAAAUUCAUGGAAGAGCCCCAUGUGCCCUUCCUCAGCUUCCCCUGAUGUUAACAUAAUAACUUUGUCACGUUUAUCAAAACUAAAACGGUAGCUGAGUACAGCACUCUUACCUGGGGUUUUAAAUGUUACUCUCUCUCCCUACCCCCUGGUAAUAUCCUUUUCUGUUGCAGGGUACCAAGGUAGGGUGCCAGAGUGUACUUGGAGCUGUUGCUUCCUUUUUUACCUAACUAUUGUUCACAGUGAUUGCCGAGUCAUAGGAAACUGCAAAGAUCCAGAGUCCAUGCAUCCUUGAUCUGGUUUUCCUCAGCAGUUCUGUCUCAUCAACUACAAUGUGCAGAGCUGCGGAGCUCUGCGUGCCUGGCACCUGUAUAGACCUGAGUAGCUUUACCAAAGGCUAACCCACGUCCCAUCAUUGCUGGGUUCCCCCUGGAUUACUAGUCAGAGUCACCUGUGCUGUCCUAAGCCCUAGCACCCACUGCGCUGUUCCUGAUCUCUGUUAUUCUGUCAUUUUGAGAAUGUUGUUUGAGGGGCCGUGCAGUACGUGGCCUUCUGGGACUGAUUCCUCACUCUGCAUAGUUCUCUGGAGACGGAUCCAGGUGGUUGUGUCAGUGGUUUGCUCCUCUUCCUCGCUAAGUGGUAUUGUAUCCCAUGGUGUACUCAUUGUCCUGUCAUAGGACAUAUGAGUUGUUUCCACUUUUUGGCCUUUUCCAAAUAAAGCUGCUAUGAACAUUCA
Molecule: messenger RNA, 2919 nt
Organism: Psammomys obesus (fat sand rat)
Lineage: Eukaryota; Metazoa; Chordata; Mammalia; Rodentia; Muridae
Product: metal transporter CNNM3
Biological process (GO): transport; magnesium ion homeostasis
Cellular component (GO): plasma membrane
Molecular function (GO): transmembrane transporter activity
Source: RefSeq, a predicted model, not a curated record